CAACACUCUACUGUUAAUAUAAAAGAAAAUACAGUUGUUGAGAUACAUAUAACUGGGAACAGAAAUAAAGGCUUCGGCCAUUCCAGCAGCCAAAGAUACGAGACAAGACUAAAAGAUCCAUACAACAACAAAAACUGAUCUAAAGAAACUAUUACAAAAUGCCUGAGGAGAAAGUUGUGCCACCAGGAAUGGCAAAAGACAUCAUUAGUCGCGAUCCUGCUUCCAAGGAAGAAAUGGCUGAGAUUAUUGACAGACUUAACAAAACAACCACAGUCUCGAAAAGAGGAGGUGAAGACUAUAAAGACAAGGCUUGGGAUUAUCCAAAGACUCCUAACCUUGGGAGCAAGAUGUUACCAAUUAUCGAUGGAUUGGAUGACCGAUUCAAAGGUGGUUCUGUCAAUUCUAAGGAGACAUAUGAUGACAUUACUGGCCGAUUACAUACAACGAGAACAAAAGCAGCAUCGUUGAGAUAUGAUUAUCCACGGAUUUUGCUAUACCCCGAACGUACCACAUUAAUGAAUAAUACACAACGGAUCGUGGACUAUAACAAUUCUGGAGCUGUUGCCAAACAGAAGGAACUGGCAAGGAGAGAACGAUGGUACAACUAACUGUAUAAAUACUGUUUGCGUGUGAAAAUAUUACAAUUUCAGACAAAUAAUUGGACCUGGGAUUGACACGUGGAUGUUUGACUCUGAAUGGGGGUAGGAUAAAACAGUCCACCAUUUUUCAUUCAUUUCCUGAUUUUUAUUAAUGAUGCGAAUUACACGUUAUUCUCCCAGGGUGUCUUUGUUCUACUUCAUCUGGAAUUUUAAGUGACUGAUGAUGAGAAUGUGACACAGAUUUUACUUGUCCAUGAAAUGGGUAUGGAUACCAGAGUGGAUACUAGAGGAUAUGGAAGAUAUCCUGUAUCGUGUCAUUUAAAAAGGAUUAUCAUUUGUUGCAUCCAUGGCUUGCGAUGGAGAACGCAUUGGGACCUGUGGGCACAGCUUCAUUGGUUUACAUAAGAACAGAUAGAUUUUACCAUCAAUCAGCUAAUGCCAUGUAUCAUUUAUUUAGUUUAAGGGAAACUAAUAAAAUAGUACUAACAAAUCACUUAUUUGAUAGUUUUAAGUGUUAUACUGUCUUGGAU
Messenger RNA from Owenia fusiformis, 1129 nucleotides. Lineage: Eukaryota; Metazoa; Annelida; Polychaeta; Sabellida; Oweniidae. The record is from the annotation of a GenBank genome assembly.